CUCCCCAGAGCCUGCCCUGCCAUUCACUGUGUAGGUCCGGCCUUGGUUUAACUUCCCAAAAUGAAACACCUUGUGCUUAUCUGCAUUAAACUCCAUUGCCCAUUCCUCAGCCCAGCUGACCGAGGACCUGCUGUAAUUUUUAAUAAUCACCUUCAUUGUGUAUGGUUACUUGCGUAUGCCCUCGUGUAUAGUUUGAUCUGCGUGACUGGUCAGCAUGCAAGCAAAGCUUUUCACUGUAUGUUCGGUAUACUUAACAAUAAUAAACCAAUAAUAAUUGUGUAAUUCAAAUCAAAAUAGAAAGACAAUUGUGGGUUUAGAGUAAAUAUAUGACUGCCUGGUUAUUGUAUUACAAAAGUAUUUGAUGGUUUGUGAUCCCAGGUGAUAAUUCAGAUAGCCAUACAUCAUGGAAACAGGUUCUUCAGCCCAACCUGUCAUGCUGACCAACAUGUCCCAUCUACACUAGUCCCACCUGCCUGCGUUUGCCCAAUAUCCUUCUAAACCUGUCCUAUCCAUGCACCUGCACAAAGGUGUUUUAAGCGUUGUGAUAGUCCCAGCCUCAACUACCUCCUCUGGCAGCUCGUUCCAUUCACCCACCACCCUUCACCAAAAAAGGUUUCCAUUCAUGUUCCUAUUAAAUCUUUCCCCCUUCACCGUAACAAAUUAUUAUAUGGUACGAAUGUUAAAUUUCCAUGACCUAUUGUCUACUGCGGUUAAUACCUGUGUUGACAUUUUACAGUAUUGUACUCUAGUGAGGCAUGGUUACGCAACGGGUAGAGCUGCUGCCUCACAGCGCCAGAGACCCCGGUUCAAUCCUGACCACGGGUGCUGUCUGUACGGAGUUUGUACGUUCUCCCUGUGACCUGCGUGGGUUUUCUCGGGGUGCUCCGGUUUCCUCCCAAACUCCAAAGAUGUGCAGCAAACCCAUGGUUACAAUCCUGAAAACUACGGAGAUGAAGUGACCUGUGGACCUUAAACAAAUGAAAAUCAAAGAGUAGUAAAAGAAAAUAAUCUAGGAGCAGUUGUGAGGUAGCGACGAUGGAUCAAGAGGAGGACCAGAUGAAACUUGCCCCCAACCCCAAAAGGCAAAGCAUUACCAUCAUUUCAGGAGGUGAAGCGAACGAUAGCAGCAAGCUUAGUGUUCGCGCUAUGUUUGGGAGAAGUGCUUCACUUGCACAGUCCUCAACAGACGAUGAUUCCUUUGGCACGUUGCGCCUGGUGUCGGGGAGGAGUACCUCCCUGGUCCCGGGCAUCAUCGACCGUGUGGAGGAAGGUCAGGGUGCCGGAACCAGUGGUUCCUCUAUCUCCCAGCUUGUAGUCGAUGGUGUCACUAGUAAAUCGCAGCUGGAAUCAAGGGAAAGCGCUUCCUCUGCUCUUGGCGUGAGCGAGAAUGAGUCGUUUGAAGAGUCGAACAACCAAUUGCAGUUCCCGCUCCAGUCCACGCGGAGCGCCUCCCUGGUGACCAGCUUCAUCCGCCGCCCCGGGUCUGGCGUCCCAACGGCCGCCUUGCUGGGCAUAAAACGCAGCACCUCUCUCGUCCCUGGGAUCAUUGACCGGCUGAAUGUGGACAGCGCCGGCAAUCUGCUCGUGCCGUCAAGGAGCUCCACUGGGCCUGGACGUGCAGGGGCAGCAGAUGCAACCAGGUUUCACAAAUCCUGGACUGACUUCGGGGCACGCAAGGCCCAGAGCAGUGAGUCCAAGUCCAACAAGGAGGGACAAAGCUCUUCGUACAAGCCCACCUCAGAUGGGGCAGAGCAAGAUCCAAAAGAUGGCCGCAAUUUGAGGCAAUCUGCAAAGAGACCCUUUCCUUCAGGAUCUGCAGAAGAUCGGCAGAAAACUGGAGAGAGAAAGAGUUCCAUUUCAACCAGUGGACCCAAUGUUCAGAGCAUUGGGAGCAUAGGUAGAAAGGGUUCCAUAGACACCUCAGGGCAUGCUUAUGUUCACCGCAUUGUCAAACCUCCAAGGUCCAGAUCUUCCUUCAGUGUACACGACCCAUCGGAACCAUUGAAAUCCAAGCUGGAAGUGAAGAGGGCUUCAUUCCAGACCUCUCUCAUUGAAGGCUUUGCCGUGAGAGACAUGAACUUGGAUGAACAAGAAGAUGGAGCAAAGAACCUUUGGAAGCGAAUGUUUGGGCGCAAGGUGGCCAGGCGAGUGUUGUUCCUCCAGGAGCAGAGGACCAUAUUCAUGCAGAAACACAAACGCGAGAAGGCAAACCUGGAGAAGAAGAUCCCGAUGGAUCUGUUGACCAAGGAGUGGUUCGACGAGAACAAAACCACAGUGCAGACGCGCAUUUACCUUCUGGAGAAGCUCUUGCCCACGCUCAUCCUGGGCCUGGAGAAUCUGCUGACGGAGGUUGAGAAGAAAAACCUAAACGUCCUGGACAAAGCCCAUCCUUACUUCAACCCCAUCAAUUUCCUGGCCCAGUUCCUAAUGCGCCACAACCCCAAAUACUACAACCUCCCAGAAGAUGAUGCAUACAUCAUUGGCCUUCAACAUGUUACCCAGGAACUGAAAAACUAUGUGGCUGAUAUUAAAGACAACAGGCAGGAUUUUCUUUUUCCCAUUUAUACUUUGUUCUACAGUGGACCAUCUGAAAGAGUGGACACGGGUGUACUCAAAGAAUGGAGAGUAUUUGUAACUUCAACUAUGAAGCUUUUCUAUCUAAAAUUAGAAACAAAACAGCGGGAUAAGGAGAAACUGGACAAAAUAAAUGCAGCGAAACGGGAACGGAGAAGAGAAAAAUUACGGCUGCAUUACAGAGACUGGAAGCGGAGCACCAACGGCAUUGUGCUGCUUAGUUUGGCUCAGAGCGUUUUGGUUUCCUUCUCGGAGGCAUUUGCUGAUUAUCUUUUUGAAACAUUUGAAGAUGUCAGAUAUGACAGGGAAUUGGAAGAGAUUGACACAAAAGGAAAAAUAUUAAAUGAAGAGGAAUUUGUAGAGUACAUGUACUCGUACGUCAAGGGACUGUCGGACAGCCCCUUUGCGGACUUCCUUGUCUACCUUUCCCACAGCUCGGAUUUCGUCUAUCACAAUGGGCAGCAGGAUUGGUGGAGACAGCGGUUUGCAGAACUCUUCCUGGAAUGUGAUGUCGGAAAGGCCAGUAUUCCCAGGAAAUGUCCACUCGCUUACACUUACAGCACGACAAGUGGGACAGAGUGGAUGUGGAGAGGAUGCGGGCUUUUGAACAGACAAAUGAUUCUCCUGUUGUUUGAGGAAUUCUACGACCAACAAUCGGACGCAAGUAAACUAGAAUUACACAACCCCAGGAAAUGGCCUCUCAUUGAACUCGAUGAAAUGGAGCCAGAGGACUUUAUGGUUGACUUUGGGAAUGAGUACAUCAGUGGGCAGGUGCCGGCCUUGUUCUCCACUGCGCCAGAGAAUGGCCAAGUUGAGGAAGAGGCAGCUGAGGGAACACCACGAUACCAGCAGCUGGGCAGAGAGAGCAAUGUGGCAGUGAGGCCCAUAACUGCACAGGCUUUCAGAACAAGCAUUGGUGACAUUCCGAUUGGGAUACCUUCUCAUAAUUAUAUCCGUGAAGAAGAGGAAGCGAGAUUGUCGAAAUUUCCAGAUCUGACCACCAUCAUCUUGGAUCUGCAGUCUCACAGCCUUGCUCUGCACACGAGUCCCUUCAAGCGAAGGUUCAAGAAUAUUGUGCAGUUUGUGCAACUGAUGGAGGUGUAUGCGGGCAAAUGUACCUCCACCCGGACCAAGGAAAACCUGAUCGAAUUUAUUCGGGCCACGUAUAAGGAAACCAAAGAGGAAAAAUUGGGAAACAUAGCUCAGGCAAACCAGGUAGCUCUGCAAAACACCCACAAGAUAAUCAUGGACGCACUGUUUGAGAAAUGGGACAACGAUGUCUCGGGACACAUUCAGCUCCGAGAGCUCACCGAACUCAUCAGUAAAUACAAGGAUGGAACGGAACGCAACUCCUUAAAGAGAGGUAGGAACACUGACUUGCCAAGUUGGCUUAUUACAUUUAGACAGGUACAUGGACAGGACAGGUUUGGAGGGAUAUGGACCAGGUGCAGGCAGGUGGGACAUUGUUGGCUAGUGUGGGGGAGUUGGGCCGAAGGGCCUGUUUCCACAGUGUAUCACUCGAUGACCUGCGUUUGCCCCACAGCCCAUCACAAGCUGAAGCUCUACCGUAAGUACUACUCGGACAACCCCGCCCUGACCAAGUCAGAGUUCAACGUGUACAUCGAGACGCUGGUGGCUGAGAUCUCGGGCAAGGAGGACGACUUUGAGAACCUGGUCACGUUCCUGACGGCCAGAAGUGAACAGAACUGCCUGGAGAGAGCACGUCACAGAGCCAGACGCAAAUGGUUUUACGACAUCAAACGGGCCGCAGCCACCUCCAGCUCCAGCAUGGAACCCGUUUAUAAAGUUGUCUUUCAAUCUCUUUACAAGGACACGGAGGCGCACGGUGACAACAAGAGAAUCAGCUCGUCCAUUGCCCUGCUGAGGCACAAUUACCACAGGCCAGACAGGGGUGAGGUCUUCCUACACUAUGUGGCUUGCACAGUGGAAGAUGCACCUUAUGUACUCAACCAGGCACUGUACAGAGACAUGGGCGUAAGUUUUGCGGUGGUGGACGAGGGGAGGCCGCUGCAUAUCUACAGGGUGCAGGAUCACAGCAAUGUCCACUUCUGGAACUGCCACCGGGAGCGGACGGAGGGGUCGUUCCUGGUCAUCCCCAUCAAGGACCACUACAAUCGAGUCUUCGGGGUGAUGGGGAUCGACACGCUGAGGGACAAGUGCGGCAAAGUGUUCACCGCUCACGAGAUCAACUUUUAUCCGGGCAUCGCAAAGGCGUUCAGCAUCGCCUACCACCAUGUCCGUCUCCAGAGCAGCAUCCUGCGGGCAGUGGACAGCGCCAUGAUGUGGCUGCUCAACAUCAGCCCCAGCAUCCAGACCGGCAUCACGUAUCUCGUGGAACCCACCACCACCAAGGAAUAUGUUUUAUGCAAGACGAUGACCUCUGAAAACGACCCCAUUGAGCAAUGGUCCGAUGUUCACUCUCCCCCGAUGAUUCUCAACAGAAAGGACAACUACUUCAGAAACUACCUCUUCAGAUGUGCUGACACCUCGGAAGUAGUCUUCUCAUCGACGUAUAAAGGGAAGAGGGUGUGUGUGCCUCUGCGCGGCAGAGAUGGGAUAACGAUGGCCAUCCUUGACAUUGACCUUGGGACUGAGCACGAAAUUGUGGCUCACGAGUACAGGAGCAUGCUGAAGAUGCUGGACAUCCUCACCAAGACCUGCUCCAUCAUCGUGCAGGGAGCUACUGACCCAGAAGGCAGUUUGGACAUUGAUUUUGAUAAUGAGUAUGAAGGUCGAGAGAAGGUGUUGUUCCAUGAGCUAAUGUUGAAGGAAUUGAUUGAAAAUAUCAGGAAACUGAAUGAACAGGAUGUAGUAGAUGUCAUGAAGUCAAGUGACCCUCCACUGAUGGUCCAUAAGGUUUUCAAAAUAGUGUUCCAUCUCAUGAAACCAAACGUCACUGUGGAAGGCCUCGCAUGGAACCAGUUGCAGGAGCAGCUCAAUUAUGAUUUGAUUCAACAAAUCUGUGACUUUAAUCCCAUCACCACGAUCUCUAAGAUGACAACAUACCUUCUCCAACAGUACUUUAAAGAUGUCCGACCUGAUGAAGUGUGGAACUAUGGCUGCCAUAUUGUGUACUAUCUCUAUAACUGGUCGUACCUCUGCUUCACACUGAUGGAGAUGAAAUCCAACCUAAGACACUUCUACCGACCGCCCUCUGUGUGCCACUUGGCUUCAUCUGUGGAGAAAGGUUCUGAUGACUCACUGUCUGGGAGGAAACCUAUUCUCAGUGAAAGAACCCAAAAGCAUGCAGCUGCAUUUAGUAUUUAAAUAAAUGCCUGCUUGUUUCAUUCAUGAUAUCUGUAAGCGCUCACUGAAAACUAUGUUGUGUGUCGUGCAAUGAAUACUGACAUGUCAAUGAUCCAAACUUUCUCGGAAAAAGCUAUCCUUGAACCCGGGGGUCAUGAUUUUAAGACUCCUGUACCUCAGUCAUGAUGGUAGCAUCGAGAUGAGAGCGUGGCCAGGGUGGUGGGUGUCUCUGGUGAUGCUGGCUGCCUUUUUGAGGCAGCGCUUCCUGUAGAUCCCUUCGAUGGUAGGGAGGUCAGUACCUGUGAUGGACCUUCGAUGGUGGGGAGGGUCAGUGAUCUGUGAUCUCCUUUGUUCCUGGGCACUUGAGUUGCUGAUCUACCAGUCAAUAUGCUCUCCACUGUACACCUGCCGAGGUUCAAUGAAGUAUUCGGCAGCUUUCUAAAUCUCCUCAAACAUCGGGUAGAGCUCUGCCUCACAGCGCCAGAGACCUGGGUUUGAUCCUGACUACGGGUGCUGUCUGUAUGGAGUUUGUACGUUCUCCCUGUGAAUGCGUGGGUUUUCUCCGGGUGCUCCGGUUUCCUUGAACACUUCAAAGACGUACAGGUUUGUUGGUUAAUUGCCUUCUGUAAAUUGUAAAUUGUCCUGGGUGUGUAGGAUAGUGCUGGUGGAUGGGAAUCGCUGGUCGAUGCGGACUCUGUGGGCUGAAGGGUCUGUUUCCACGCUGUAUCUCUGAAGUCUAAAGUAGAGAGGGAGAUGGGCCUGCAAGCAGCAGAAUCCUAUAAUCUCCUUAUUUCUAUCUUGUUUAGUUUAUUGUCACAUGUACCGAGGUACAGUGAAAAGCUUUUGUUGAAUGCUAACCAGUCGAUGGAAAGACAAUACAUGAUUACAAUCGAGCCGUCCACCGUGUACAGAUACAUGAUGAAGGGAAUAACGUUUAGUACAAGGUAAAGUCCGAUUUAAGAUAGUCCUAGGGUCUCCAAAGAGGUAGAUAGCAGCUCAGGACUGCUCUCGAGUUGCUGGUAGAAUGGUUCAGUUGUCCGAUAAGCCUGAUCAGGUACAGCAACCAAGGUACUGGGAGAAUUACCACUAUCCUUCUAUUCGCCUUAUAUCCAUCAGAUAUCUAAUUCUCAUAUAUCCACCUGGAAAAGCAAAUAGGAUCUCAGUUUAAUGUCUUAUCCAAAAUAAUGGCAUCUUCAUCAGUGUUAGUCUUUCAAUGAUGCACGGAUUUGUUUGCCUAGAUAUUGAGCAUUGGACGAAUGUAUGACCUUUCUAUCAGGUGUAGGAAGUGAGUAUCAGAAGCCAGUGGUGUACAAGUCAGCACAGAAAUAGCAACUAGAAAAUGGCAGCUUUGCAGCCAUGUCAUCAGUGUCCUGAAAUUUAAUUUUGGAGGGAUAAAUAAAUCCUUCCACUCAGGGCAGCUGCCACAGUGGUGCAGCGGGUAGAGCUGCUGCCUCACAGCUCCGGAGACCCGGGUUCCAUCCUGACCUCGGGUGCUGUCAGUGUGGAGUUUGCACGUUCUCCCUGUGACCGCGUUGGGUUUCCUCCGGGUGCUCCGGUUUCCUCCCACAUCCCAAAGACGUGCGGGUUUGUAGGUUAAUUGUCCCUCUGUAAAUUACCCCUCGUCUGUAGGGAGUGGGUGAACAUAGAAGUCGUGUGGAGCCAAAGAACUGCAGAUGCUGGUUUAUACCAAAGAUAGACACAAAGUGCUGGAGUAACUCGGUGGAUCAGGCAGCAUCUCUGGAGAAAAAGGAUGGGUGAUGUUUCGGG
This is a messenger RNA of Leucoraja erinaceus (little skate), 7608 nucleotides long. Its product is annotated as EF-hand calcium-binding domain-containing protein 5-like. The transcript has 21 exons. Bases 1036 to 5862 code for a protein of 1608 amino acids. Gene Ontology annotation, molecular function: calcium ion binding. NCBI's taxonomy places the organism in Eukaryota, Metazoa, Chordata, Chondrichthyes, Rajiformes, Rajidae. The record is from RefSeq and is a predicted model, not a curated record.